Molecule: messenger RNA, 447 nt
Organism: Glycine soja
Lineage: Eukaryota; Viridiplantae; Streptophyta; Magnoliopsida; Fabales; Fabaceae
Exons: 1
Coding region: 1-447 (148 amino acids)
Source: RefSeq, a predicted model, not a curated record
AUGGCCCAGAAAGGAAUAGUGUUAGGCCAUGAUAUCUCAACUCGAGGGAUAGAGGUGGACAAAGCAAAAAUUGAUGUCAUCGAAAAGCUACCUCCACCAGUCAAUGUAAAAGGCAUUAGGAGUUUCCUUGGACAUGUAGGAUUUUAUACAUGGUUCAUAAAGGACUUCUCCAAAAUUAUCAGGCCCUUGAGCAAUUUGUUCAACAAAGAUGUAGUGUUUAAACUUGAUGAAGAAUGCUUGACAGCUUUUCAGACCCUGAAGAACAAACUCAUAUCUGCUCCAAUAAUGGUGGCCCUUGACUGGAGUAAAGAAUUUGAGCUCAUGUGUGACGCCAGAGAUUAUGCCUCUUAUUCCAUGCCAUAUAUUAUGCCUCUUAUUCCAUGCCAUAUAUUAUGCCUUUUAUUCCAUGCCAUAUAUUAUGCCAACAAGGUCUUGAACGACACAUAA